This is a messenger RNA of Strongylocentrotus purpuratus (purple sea urchin), 1657 nucleotides long. It is a transcript of the gene kdm8, whose product is annotated as bifunctional peptidase and arginyl-hydroxylase JMJD5. The coding region runs from base 86 to 1657 and encodes 523 amino acids. The transcript is spliced from 10 exons. The record is from RefSeq and is a predicted model, not a curated record. NCBI's taxonomy places the organism in Eukaryota, Metazoa, Echinodermata, Echinoidea, Camarodonta, Strongylocentrotidae. Gene Ontology annotation, cellular component: nucleus. Gene Ontology annotation, molecular function: histone H3K36 demethylase activity.
GUCUUGACAAAAGACUAAAUACGGUGACUGAAAAAGUUUCUGCUUCUAGAAACACUGACACUGACACUAAACAGGCAGACGUUGAAUGGUUAAACUCAAUUAUAUGAUAAACAUGCAUAGGAAGCCGUGUUCAAUAGAGGGCAUUGUCCCAGCAUCCCUGGAAUGUUUAGACCUAGAGACGGGAAUCGAUUGGAGCUCUCUUCCUGGAUCCGAUGCCAUCAAAUGUCUCCUGAAAGAAUGUGCUUGGCAAUGUUUCCAUGGCGACAGACGUCUUGCCGAGCAGCAGUCGGAAGAACUUCUGGAUGUGACGUGGGAGAAGCUCAACACAGGUCACUGGAAGGAUGUUCAGAUUGCCUGGAGACAUGUAUUCUCCUUUGCCUCUCUUCUCAAGGUGCUGUGUAUCUCGAGCAAGAUGCCUCAAACACCAGAGAUCGUACAGGACGCACUAUCGGCCUGUGAUCGAGGAUUGCUGAUGGGUGCUCCUAUCAUGAACGGGAUCCUAACACAGCUUGCAUCGUGUCUACAUGCAGCAGGAGGGGUUGCUAUGGAAUGCAGAGAAGAUGAUGCAGAUGGUAUAGGGCUCAAAGGACAGAAACACAAAAGAAUGAAAUUGGAUCAUCACCCUGAGCCCACUAUCCAUGCAGACCAUGAAAUACCCAGAGUGGUGUCCCCUUCUCUUCAUGCUUUCCUGCUUGAUAAUAUGGAGAAAGGAUCACCAGUCCUCAUAGAGGAGGCAAUGAACCACUGGCCUGCUAGAAGUCACAGACGUUGGAGCCUGUCUUACCUGCGUGCGAUAGCAGGGAAGCGUACAGUACCGGUUGAGCUGGGAUCCAAGUACACGGAUGAUAGUUGGUCACAGUCUAUGAUGACGCUUCAGGACUUCAUCGAUCACCACAUUGACAUUGAGAAGGAUUCAGGGUUUAGCCCUAGGGUGGGAUACCUCGCACAACAUCAGCUGUUUGAUCAGAUUCCAGAAUUGAAAGCGGACAUUUGUAUUCCAGAUUACUGUUGCCUGCAUCUAGCAGAUCGCACAUCUAAGGUUCCAAGAAAGAGGAUAAAUCCAUCUGAAAGUGAUGAUGCAAGAGAGACAGACGGAGAAGGUGAGAGAAGGUUUGGCACUAAAGGAAGGUGGCCAUCUGAAAGUAAUACAAGCAAGACUGUGACAGACCACGAAGAGGGGAAUCAGGUGGACAUUGGUGUGAAAGAUGGAGUGAUGGCAGAGGAGCAAAGAAAGGAGAGAAGAAAAAAAGAAGGAGAGAAUAACGUGAAAGAACAAGGAGAAGAUAGAUGGAAGGAACAAGGCAUGAAGAGAACGUUAUUAGGACAAGGAAAAGAUGAUUAUAAGGAGGAGGAGGGAGAGAAGGAGAACAAAGAGGUGGAGGAGGAGAAGGAGAACAGAGAGGUUGUUGGUAAGAAAUACAUCCGCUUAUACUCCAAGGAUUCUACUCCACUCCUCUACCAGCACGAGGGACUACUCUCAAACACCAGUCAGGUGGACGUUGAAAACAUAGAUGACGAGGCUUUCCCUCUGUUCAAGCAAGCACCGUACCAGGAAUGUAUCUUAUCUGAAGGAGAGAUGCUCUACAUACCCCCUCAAUGUUGGCAUUAUGUCAGGUCACUCUCUCUCAGCUUCUCCGUCAGUUUCUGGUGGAGAUGA